Anopheles merus is the source of this 3454-nucleotide messenger RNA. RefSeq names its product DNA ligase 4 (gene DNAlig4). NCBI's taxonomy places the organism in Eukaryota, Metazoa, Arthropoda, Insecta, Diptera, Culicidae. Gene Ontology annotation, cellular component: DNA ligase IV complex; DNA-dependent protein kinase-DNA ligase 4 complex. The record is from RefSeq and is a predicted model, not a curated record. Gene Ontology annotation, molecular function: ATP binding; DNA ligase (ATP) activity; DNA binding. Gene Ontology annotation, biological process: DNA recombination; double-strand break repair via nonhomologous end joining; nucleotide-excision repair, DNA gap filling.
CCUGCAACAAUCAGCUGAUUCGCUUGAGUCACCGCCGUUUACCUGUGGCUUCGUGACUAUUCCUGUGCCCACAGCGGUCAGGGUUUACCGGGGUAUAAUAGCAAUGCCCGAACGCAUAAAGCCCGUACUGCACCAGCUAGGGCCAGUGUUGCCGUUGUGUUCGCUUCCCGAAUGGACCGAACGAUGGAAUCGUUCGGCGUGCUAAGCACGCUGCUGGAAAAGGUGCACCAUGCUCAGCGGCCGGGCAAGGAGGCGGCGCUGCGCAAGUUUUUCCAGGACUUUGAGCGCUACCGGCAAUCGUGCGAAGAAGGGCCCAAUCGUCCCUCGAUCCACGCGUGGCUGCGGCUGCUCCUGCCCGGGCUGGACCGUGAGCGGAAAGCGUACGGGCUGCGGGAGCGCUCGCUGGCCGAAGCGUACGUCCGGCGCGCUCGGGCUCGAUCGGCGCAGCGAGGAUGUGCAGCGGCUGCUCUCGGCUGCCACGACGACCUGGCGACCCGGCUCGGUUCCCUGCUGCAUGGGCCGCUGCCCGGCGGUGGGCGAUCUGACCGUGGCGGACGUGAACGCUCGAACCUGCGGCUCGCGGUGAGCAGCCGGCGGAUACUGCAGCUGUACCAUCCGAGCGCCCCAACGAUUUACGACGGUGCGAGCGACCUGAAGCAGAUGGUGGAGCAGAUCGAGAGCAGACAGGCGGCGGCGAAUGAGCUGGACGAGCCGGACGGAGUGAUCCGGCCGCUGCACUUCGUGCGCCCGAUGCUUGCCAGCUGGCUGGAGCUGCGCCAGGUCGGGGAGCUGCUGCGCCGCGACGCCUACUGGCUCGAGACGAAGAUGGACGGCGAGCGGUUCCAGGUGCACUGGGACGGCGAGACGUUCCGGUACUACUCGCGCAACGGGCACGACUACAGCGAGUCGUUCGGGCGGAGCGCAGACCAGGGGGGCACACUGACGCCCAUGCUGGCCACCCUGCUCGCCCCCUCCGUGGUCGCUCGUGCUGGCGGCGAGAUGAUGGUGUUCGAUCGGCGCACGCUCCGCUACCGGGACAAGUGCGACGGCACGGACGUGAAGGCACUGCGCCCGGGCAACACCCAGCUGCGACCCUGCUUCUGUGCGUACGACGUGCUGCAUCACAAUGGCCGCUCGCUCGCCGGCGUACCGUACGCCGAGCGGGCCCGCCUGCUCGCCGAAUCGGUGCGCGAACAGUUCGGCUUCCUCGAGCGGUGCCGGCGGGGGCGGGUGCGCGACCCACCCCACCUGCUCGAGCUGAUCAACGGCGCGAUCGACGAGCGGCAGGAGGGCGUGGUGCUGAAGCGCGAGGACGCACCGUACCGGCCGAAUCGGCGGGCCGGCACCGGCUGGUACAAGAUCAAGCCGGACUACGUCGACGGGCUAGUGGUGGACUUCGAUCUGCUCGUGCUGGGCGGCUUCUACAACCAGCGCCGCACGUACGUGAACGCGUUCCUGGUGGGGUGGCGGCCCGCACCACCCCCCGCCCCGAUAUACCUCUCGGUGGCGAAGGUUGUCGAUGGGCCUGGGGACGCUCGAGUGCAGCAGCUGACCAAAACGCUGCGGCCUCACUGGCACGGGCCGGCCGACGGUGGCGAUGGUGGUACGGUGGUACAGUGCGGCCAGACCACGCCCGACGUGUGGAGCCCCACCGACUCGAUCACGCUGCAGCUGCGCGGGUCCGAGCUGGUGCUGUGGGAGCGAAGCGAUUCGUACGCCGCCGGGUACACCAUACGCUUCCCGCGCAUCGUCACCGUCCGGCCGGACAAGCUGCCGGACGAGGUGUGCACGCUGGACGAGCUGGAGCAGGUGGCAGGCAGUAACAGAGCGGCCCCGAGUGCAGGCGGCCAACGGGCAACCAAGCUGGCCAAGCGGCACGUCACGCUGGAGGACCUGAGCGCACCGCCGACCGUGGCCAAAGCGAAGGCGCCACGCAAACGGGUGGCGCUGGUCACGCUCGAGCGCAACCCGGAGCAGGAACCGCCCCCGCUGCCGGGCGCCAUGCUGCACGGCAGGGACGUGUGCGUGAUGAGUGUGGGCAGUCAGCCGGGCGCGGCCACCAUCGACGCACUCGAGCGGCUUGUGCGGCGGCACGGUGGCCGGGCCGUCGCCAACCCGACCCCGGCCACGUACGCCAUCGUGGCCGGGCGCGUCACCUUCAAGGUGCGCAAGUACAUGGAGACGGGCCGCUGGGACGUGGUGCGGGACGAAUGGUUGCUGCGAGCCGGCACCGAGGGUAGGCUGGAAGCGUUCCGGCCGGAGGAUAUGCUCAGCGCAACGGAGCCGACGCGCAUGCGGCUGGCGCAACAGUACGACCGGUAUGGGGACUCUUACACGCGUCCCACCACACCGACCUCGUUCGGCGCCCUGCUGCGCCGCAUGGGAGGCGACGCCGUCGAGCCGGGCCGCCUGACCGACCGGGAGGUGGUACGGGGCGAGCGGAUGCUACUGGGCGUGCGGCACGCCACCCGCAUGCGUCUGUUCCGGGGUCUCACCGGACGGCUGUACCGGGCCGCGCAAGCGUGGGAUGGGCAGGUCGCCGAGUUCCGGGCCCAGCGGGACAUGCUGCGCUUCGUGCAGUACGGGGGCCGCUGGUUGCGCGACUCCGAGCCGGGGCGCGCGCGGUACGUGUUUGUUGCGCCCGGCGCUACCGCCACGGUGCAGGAGAUGGAGCUGUGGGCCGACCGGAUGGCGGCCGGUGAGCCGGCAAGCGGGGAUGGCACGACGUUGCUGCAGGUUCGCUGGAUUGGGCGCUCGAUCGAGACGGGCCAGUUGUGCGAUGGGGCGGAUUUUAUCGUUGCUGACUGAAACGGUCCCAAAGCAUCCGGAUAGCACUUGUCUACACAUUAGUGUUGGGUUUCCUUGAAUCUUUCGUUGAGAUUCAUUCAUAUGAAGCUUCAGUGAUUCAAUUAUUCGAUUCUCGAAUCGACUCUUCAAAGAUUCAUCUUCAAGGAUUCAUCUCUAAAAAUUCAUCUACAAGGAUUCAUCUCAAAAGAAUGAAUCUUCAUGGAUUCAUUCCUAAGGAUUCAUAUCUAAAGAUUCAUCUCCAAGGAUUCAUUUCUAAAGAUUCAUCUACAAGGAUUCAUCUCAAAAGAAUGAAUCUUCAUGGAUUCAUUCCUAAGGAUUCAUAUCUAAAGAUUCAUCUCCAAGGAUUCAUUUCUAAAGAUUCAUCUACAAGGAUUCAUCUCAAAAGAAUGAAUCUUCAUGGAUUCAUUCCUAAGGAUUCAUAUCUAAAGAUUCAUCUCCAAGGAUUCAUUUCUAAAGAUUCAUCUUCAAUCACCAAGGAUUCAUGACUUUUCAACGAUUCAUAAAUCCAUUAAAAUUCAUAUAUCUCCAGGGAUUCACGCAUCUUUAACGAUGUAUGAUAUUUAAAAUCAGGCCGGUCUCGUAGUACAGUCGUCAACUCGUGCGACUUAACAACAUGCCCGUCAUGGGUUCAAUCCCCAAAUGGACC